AUGAACACGUCUAACAAACGAAUGAUUAACGUGAAUGAUAGCCAAAAUGCAAAACGGAUAAAAAAGGAAUGCAGUUAUGGUGAAAAGUGUUACAGAUUAAACCCAGCACAUUUUCGGGAAUUCAGUCAUCCUCAUUUAGAAGAAAUACUAGAUAACUUUUCGGGGACGGGAGAUUAUGACAUUCCGCAGAAGUAUUCCAUGCAAAGAUCUCAAAUAAUAGAUCAGCUAAAUGUUAUUGUUGAGAAAAACUUGUACAUCGCUAAAGGAAAGGAGGAGAAGAAAGAAACAGAAGACCCAAAGUCGUCCGCCCCAAAGAUUAUAGAAAAUCAAACUCAAAAUGCACAUACAAAUAAAACUAAACCUGAAGAAGUACCGAAGGUGGAAAGUAAGCUUAAGGAUAAUAUUAGAAUAAACGAUGAGAUCAGCCGAGGAACAUGUCAAGAAAGAAAAGUUAGAGAUUCCGAUUACCGACCUAUUGUGCCACCUACCCGCAAAUAUUCGGACUAUUUCAAGGUGGUUCCACCCAAAAACAAGAUGGCGGAAAAACACGAUGCCAGCGCCCCCUACUAUAUCUUUUACACUACGAUAACGGACGCUAAGGAAACUCACGCGCAGCCUUAUUCUAUUACUUUUCAGGAAUUAUUGGAUCCAAGCUUGGGUGAACUAAAGUGCUCGCUACAAAUAAACUUCAUGGUGGACGCGAGUUGGCUUCUGGCGCAGUAUUACUUCGCUGGUUACAGCGCUAAGAAGCUAACCAUCCUUUAUGGAGAUGAGAGUCCAGAUCUGAAGAAUAUAGACAAGAAGAAGCCAAAUGUCGAAGCGCACUUCGUUACCAUGGCAACGCCAUUUGGCAAGCAUCAUACAAAAAUGAUGAUUCUCUGCUAUGAAGAUGGAUCUUUGAGGGUAGUUGUGUCAACAGCUAACCUAUAUGUGGACGAUUGGGAGAACAGAACACAAGGUCUAUGGUUCAGCCCGAAGUGUCCAGAACUACCCGCAGAAGCGAUGCCGCACGACGGGGAAUCCCCUACAAUGUUCAAGAAGUCUCUGUUGCGUUAUUUGAGCCACUAUCACUUGCCGCAGCUCACUUUUUACACGGACAGGGUUAAGCGAUGCGAUUUUUCGCAUAUCAACGUGUUCCUUGUCGCGUCAGCCCCAGGGGCCCAUUUCGACCUGGACUGGGGUCUGACUCGGGUCGGUUCGUUACUUCGUCAGCACUGCUGUAUACCACCAGCGGAGACCAGCCGGUGGCCGCUGCUGGCACAGGCGAGCAGCAUCGGCAGCUUUGGGAAGGAGCCGAAGUUAUGGUUGACCGGCGACUUUCUUCACAACUUCACGAAGAUUAAGGACCAAUCUCAGAUGUUGUCCACGCCCGCGCCUCUAAGGCUUAUAUAUCCGUCGUUAGAAAACGUGAGACAGUCCCACGAUGGGCUAUUGGGCGGUGGAUGCCUGCCGUACGCUGCGAGCGCGCACGCGAAACAACCGUGGCUCAACCAGUUCCUAUAUCAAUGGCGAGCGACGUCCACGAAACGGGACAAAGCGAUGCCGCACAUAAAGUCCUACACCCGUACGUCGCCCGACAACAAAAUGGCGGCGUACUACCUCCUCACGUCCGGGAAUGUGAGCAAAGCAGCCUGGGGCUCCAUUAACAAGGGCAACGGGGCCCUAAGGAUCAUGAGCUAUGAGUGUGGUGUUCUCUUCUUGCCUAAGUUUGUGAUAAACGAAGAUCUAUUCCCGUUGAGUGGGAAUUCUCCAAAACGCCUAAUAAUACCAUACGACAUCCCCCCCACAAAAUAUAGCAGUGAUAUGUCGCCAUGGGUCUCUGACUAUUUGUCGUAA
Leptosia nina is the source of this 1836-nucleotide messenger RNA. The record is from the annotation of a GenBank genome assembly. Lineage: Eukaryota; Metazoa; Arthropoda; Insecta; Lepidoptera; Pieridae.